UUGUGGAGCUGGGCGUGCGGGGCGGCGGGGGCGGGAGCGGGACGGAGGGUGUGCGCGGGGGGCGGGAGCGGCGCGGAGAGCGUGCGGCGGCCGCGCGUGCAGUGUGACGGGGCCGAGCUGGCCGGCUGGCUAGCCGCCGCCGCCGCGCACGCGGCGCGCCUGCACCGCGACCUGGCGCACACGCUGCGCGCACAGGACGAGCCCUAG
Molecule: messenger RNA, 207 nt
Organism: Parnassius apollo (apollo)
Lineage: Eukaryota; Metazoa; Arthropoda; Insecta; Lepidoptera; Papilionidae
Source: the annotation of a GenBank genome assembly